CUCUCACUAGCAGCAGAAGGUAUUGCCUCAAAAAUAAUAAAUGAGAUAACAAAUUUUGAGUAUUUAGCUGUUGCUUUUGCGUUUAUUGGAAAAAGAGAAGCCAUGUUUUGGUGCAUUGAUUGAUCAAGAAAGCGACGGCCCGUGUGUCUCUUCAUUGCUUAUAUCAUCAUCUCUUCAAGAGAGAGAGAGAGAGAGAGAGAGAAGAAGGAAAGUCUGGGUUCUCGCGUUGAAUUCCUUCGCAUCUUUUCACUUCCACACCUUCACACAAUCAAGAUUCAAUUUGUAUUAUUCCAAUCGCGAUGAGAGGCACGAUCGAGCAGACCCUGACGGCGGAGGCGUCAGGCGUCCUGAGCCAGUCGAUCGCGAAUGCCCGCCGCCGCAACCACGGCCAUACCACGCCGCUGCACAUGGCGGCGGCGCUCCUGUCAUCGCCGUCGGGUCGCCUCCGUCAGGCAUGCAUCCGGUCCCACCCAAACUCGAGCCACCCGCUACAGUGCCGCGCCCUCGAGCUCUGCUUCAGCGUGGCCUUGGACCGCCUCCCCACCACCCCGACCCCUACCCUGGAGCCGCCGCUCUCCAACGCCCUCACGGCGGCGCUCAAGCGCGCCCAGGCCCACCAGCGCCGCGGCUGCCCUGAGCAACAGCAGCAGCCGUCUCUCCUCGCCGCCAAAGUGGAGCUUGACCAGCUGAUCAUCUCCAUCCUCGACGACCCCAGCGUCAGCCGCGUCAUGAGGGAAGCCGGCUUCUCCAGCCCCGCCGUCAAAGCCGCCGUUCAGCACCGAUCGUUUGCCAAUCCGCCUCGGCAUUUGAGCAUGCCUUUGGAGGGUGUUUCUCCGUUGAGUAGACGCGUAUUUGAGAAGCCCGAUCCAUCGGAACGAGCCCCCUACUGCUGUCAGUGCUCGGAGAAUUAUGAGAAGGAAGCAGCCAGGCUCACCUCCGUUCACAAAUCAUUCUCCGAAACCGCACCUCUGCCACAAUGGUUGUGUAACACCAAAUUCAAUACCAGUAGGAUUCAAGAAUUGCAGAGGAAAUGGAGGGACAUAUGUUUGCAUCUGCAUCCUAACUUCCAUGCUUGCAGACCGCUCUCUAUGGCGAGCUUUCGUAAUCCCAGCCCGCUCACACGACCAACGCUCCACCUUCCCCUGCAGCUCGGCACUGAUCAUAGCCCCCCGGGGAGUCCUGUGAGGACCGAUCUUGUUCUCGGACGAAAAGGGGCCACUUGUGAAGAUCAACCACGGACUAACCUGCUCGAUAAAUCUUCUAAAGGUUUGGAUGCGGACACGUACAAGAAACUACACAAGGCCCUAAUGGAGAAGGCAUGGUGGCAGGCAGAGGCAGCCUCCACAGUGGCCUCGGCCAUCACUCGUUGCAGAUCAAUCAAUGGGAGGCGUCGCGGUGCUACAUCGAGAGGGGAUGUUUGGCUGUUGUUCACAGGUCCGGAUAGAGCUGGGAAGAAGAAGAUGGCAUCAGUGCUAGCUGAGCAGAUUUGUGGGACUAAUCCUAUCAUGAUAUGUCUUGGCACGAGGCGAGAUGGUGAAGAAUCGGAGACUAACAUCAGAGGUAGAACAGCCAUUGAUCAGAUAGCAGAGGUGGUCUGGAGGAAUCCAUUUUCAGUGAUCAUGCUUCAAGAAAUCGACGAAGCAGACAUGCUUGUUCGUGGCAGGAUCAAACAGGCAAUCGAGAGGGGCCGAAUCGCUGAUUCUCACGGCCGUGAGGUCAGCCUUGGCAGUGCCAUCUUUAUCCUAGCUGGUGUUUGGUCAGCAACGAAUUUUGAAGAUCUUAGAGAUGGUAGAUUUGUAGAUGAAGAUAAGCUUGCUACAGCCGGUGGGAAUUGGCGGUUAGGGCUAGUUGUUGGGGCGAAAACCGGCAAACGCUGCGCUAGUUGGUUGCACGAUGUUGAUGUUGAUGUUGAUGAUGAUAAUGGUGGUGGUAGGGCGUUGAAGCCACGAAGAGAGGUUGCGAGUGGCCUCUCGUUGGACUUGAAUCUCGCGGCUGGAGACGUGGAGGAUGAGCGAACGGACGGCUCUCAUAACUCGAGCGACCUCACUAUUGAUCAUGAGGAGGAGUUGAGCCAUGUCAACCAGCAUUGCUCUGUCACAUCAGUUCCUCAAGAUCUUCUCCACAAUGUCGAUGAGUCUGUCGCGUUCAAGGCUGUUGACUCUGCCUUGGCUCGAACGGAGAUUAAGAAGGCGAUCGCCUCGAAGUUCUCGAUGAUCAUGGACGAAAAAUUGUCCCUAGAAAUAGAAGAUGAUGUGUUAGACAGGAUUCUAGGAGGGCUAUGGCAUGAUAGGACCAGUUUGAAGGAAUGGAUUCGGAAAGCUCUCGAACCGAGCUUUGAUCAGCUCAAGGUCCGUCUAUCAGAUGGUGGCGGGAGUGGCGAUUUGGUAGUGCGGCUUGUCAUCGAAUCUGAGUCCGGCGGUCGGGGGCGGAGCAGGAACAGUGGAGAUUGGUUGCCUAGUAGCAUCUUAGUAUGAAUGAGUUAAUGUUGUAGGGUACAUAAAUGGUAUUUCUUGUUUCUGUUGGGGUCAUAUUUGUUUAAUAUGUAAAACUUUUGGGUGGGAAUUUGAAAUUUGUAAACAGUGCUUACUCAUCCUAACUCAUUUUCCUUUA
Salvia splendens (bonfire salvia) is the source of this 2610-nucleotide messenger RNA. Its product is annotated as protein SUPPRESSOR OF MAX2 1. NCBI's taxonomy places the organism in Eukaryota, Viridiplantae, Streptophyta, Magnoliopsida, Lamiales, Lamiaceae. The record is from RefSeq and is a predicted model, not a curated record. Gene Ontology annotation, molecular function: ATP hydrolysis activity; ATP binding. The coding region runs from base 300 to 2474 and encodes 724 amino acids. The transcript has 3 exons.